GAAAAUCCCGCACUGCUACCACUUCCCUCCCAUUGGAAAGCUUUUUAAUCUACCAAAUUGAAACUUAUUCGCCUGCUCGAGGACGAUUGCGUCUGGAGGCAACAUUAUAUCAUCACACGUGACACAGUAGACAAUGCUGUAGUUUGUAUCAUUCUUUUAUGGCUUGAAUCAGAGUUUAUCUGUAAACAAAGAGAAAUCUCAAGGCCGCAACUAAGGAAAUAAUAGUACACGUAUGUGUGAAGCUGCACCCUUCCCUGCUCUAUAUCCGGCUUUCAUAGCGUUUCCAUAUUCUCGCUGCUACCCCCAACCUUUCUUAUAAGCCGCGGAGCUGCGUGUUGUCACGGGCAUCCACGCGCACAUAUCUCUCGCUGAGCACCUCAGCUAUCGUGCGGGUGUCUGGGGAUUGCGACUUCGCAUAGCGCUGAUGCAAGGCCUUCUGUACCGACGUCAUGCCGGGAGUCAAGGUUUGGCCGUCAAUGCUGCUGGCGACGCCCUCAGCAACGCCAAUGGCAGAUUUAGCCGCAUUCACCAGUUCGCCGGCCUUCUCCUUGCCCCUUGACAGGUAAGAGAAGAAUCCGCCCUUGGCUUCUUCGGCCUUCUCCUUGACUUCGUCCCCAAUCUUAGUCACCUCCUUCUUGGUUCUCAAUCUAGCCUCAAGGGCCUUAGACUGGGCUGCCUCCUCAACGCUUCGACCAGUGGCCUUGGCCGAGCCCCAUGCACCCUUAGCAGCAUCCUUGAUGCUACCAGCCUGAGCCUGCGCUUGCUGAGAAACCGUGUCCUUGGCAGCAUCAAGACUCUCGGAUGGCGACUCUCCUGUUGCCUUAGACCAGAGUCUGCUAGCUCUCUUCUCUACGCCGUCACGCACAUCGUCCCAGUCGGUAUUUUGUACCCAUGUGACGGCUUUGCUGACCUCCUCGUUCCAGCGGUCUUUGAAGACUUCAAGCGAGGCUGCACGCUCAGCCGCUGCAAGCUCAGCGCGAGAAGGAGGUAGCGGUUGGGGAAUAGGAUCGAUGAGGGUCUGGAUUUCGAGAGCCUGUGCCCGCAGCAGGUUGCUCUGGUGGUCGCGAUUUCGACGGUGGGCGAGGACCGAAAGAUAGGCGACUGACAACGUCAGCGUAACACCGCCGGUCUAGAUUAAACAUUGCGGUUAGCAAAUAGAACACGAUUAAACCAAACACCAAAACAUACAAAUCCCGAAACAAAGCCCAUGUUUGCUCGUCUCGGUGCAGUAAUGUCGCUAUUGCCUCAAGCUCACUAGUCGUCAGGGUCGGCGCGAGUCGGAGCGAAUUGAUGACGGAUCGUAAUUAGUUUGAUUGUCUAUCAGAUCGCAUGCUGCAAUUGACGCCUCGAAUUUAUCGUCAACGAGGCGAAGGAAUGAAUUGCACCGACAAGCUGGUGCUGGACAGUGGCGGGCAAAUUGUGUGGUUGACGUAGCUGGGCUGAAAGGUCGCGAGCGAAAUACAGCCGGGUUUGUUCCGCACUGGGCCAAAAAUUUCCACACCUCACGACUAGCGCCAGAGCCACAAGCACCCAGGAGAGACGAUCUCUGAAAUCGCAAAGACCGCGCCCGAAUUUAAUUCUACCGUUUACCAGGCGCCCGACACUGGUUGAGAAAUAAUGGCAGGAGGACUUACAAAAUACCGCAACCUGAGCCGCAAUUCGGCUGCGAGACAGGCGCUGCUUCGCGGCCUGGUCACGCAGCUGGUGCAGCACGAGCAAGUCCACACGACAUACGCAAAAGCAAAGGAGACGCAGCGAUUAGCAGACAAAUUGAUUGGUCUUGCAAAGAGAAACAAUGAACCCUGCCGCAGAUCGGCCCAUGGAAUUCUCUAUAGCCCCGAAGCCCUUAUGCCAAAACUCUUCGGCCCCUUGCGCGCACGAUACAUGAACCGAGAAGGAGGCUAUACCCGAGUUGUGCGCACUGAGCCGCGGAAUCCUAAGGACCAGGCCGAGUCCGCCAUCCUCGAGUUCGUCGACGGAGCCAAAGAUACCAAAUUUAUGAUGACUGCCAAAACCAUCGCCAGAGAUGCCCUCUUGGGGCGCAAGCCCACGCCGUUAACAUUGGUCAACAUGCGAAAAGUCACAAAAUUCCGCUCCAAGGAGGAGCUCGCCACCAUGGCCAACGCAUUCCUCGUUCGAGACUCUACAAAGGUCACUGCACAAUCGACUGGCGAAUCUGCCACACAAAGCAUCCCGGUUGAAGAGAUCAUUGCCAUGAUCUAGAGGGGAAGAUGAAACAUUGGAGGGACGUGCAGAGCGCUGGCCGAAAACGCUGCUAAGCUGCUGCACUCGUGUAUCAAAUAAUGACCCUUUUGUAAACUAGCACAACUAUACUAUGGGCGAGAAAUUCGUCGUUUCCUAUUUCUUGUUAAAAUUUAUCCUCUAUAAAGAUUUAUCUCUUGUGUGCAUUUACAAUUGCAAAUGUGAUACGGUGGAAUCUGUGGUAGUAAGAUUGUACAUAUAAUUCAGGUAGUAUAUCUACAUUAAGCUCUUAUAUGAAAUCAAAAGUAUCGCCUCUAUCUUGAAUCAUCUUGCCAACACGCUUUGACCCGACAAUUCUUUCCAACUUCAUAGCAUCAUACUUGCAGAACAUAGCUCGGACUGUGCCCUUGCCAGGGUCAAUCAACAUUUCUUGCUCACUCUUCGCCAAGUAGCCACCCGCGAUUUCCUUGUAGAAGAUUGGGUUGUCAGGAAGAGCAUAGAAAAUGACACGUUCAACACCUUUGAUCUGGUAGCGUCGGAAAUGGUGGGCACGUUCGGAAAAUAAUAACACUCUGUGUCUUCCAGUCACAAAGUGCGAACGGGCACGGGACGCCUCUGGAACAUCUGUGUAUUCCGAGAUUGCGCCAAACGACACAUUGCUGACGACCAGUGAGGUGGCAAAGUAAUUUCUCACUCGCACAAAGUCCAAAUAAGAGGGGAUGAAGAUCAAAGUUCCAUGGGCGUCCUUUGCCCGCUUCACAAUCGAAGGUACAAUGGCCGACACAAAGUACUCAAAUCGAGCAUCCGGCUCAUUCUCAACAGAGGAUGCUUGGAAUCUCGAGAAAGUUUGCUUGGUCUUAAUUUCAAGAUUUUGGAUACAUCCCGUAUAUUCAGGCUGUAGUCGGAUCUUGCCAGCCCAGUUAUGGCAGUGACGUCGCUGGAGUUCGGCCAGUUCAGGCGUGUUGAAUGCACUUAGAAUGAUUGUUUGGCGGAAAUAUUUAGCCCAAUCUUCCAGAUACCAGUUUCGAACACGACUGAAAUCACAGCCGUGAGCUUCUUUCGGUUGGAGGUUCAGAUGCUCAAAGAUAUACUCGACGUGCUCCCAGUUUUGCAUCAGAAGGGCGUCUGUCUGAUCGACAACAACCAUUUCCACAGAGCUCAGGAAGUCGGCGUCAACUUUCUUUUUGUCAUCCUCUGAUCCAAUAGCCAUGCGAAGUCCGAGCGGACUUGCAAAAAGUAUAUCAGAGCUGUAGAACUGAGAAAAGUAUUUCACAGUCUUUCUUGUAAACUUCAUUCCAAUCCGGAACAUGUCAUCAUCAUUGCCCUCAAACAGGUCUCGGAAGUCUUCGGGGCGAUCAUCUCCAAAGUUGGAGUCUUUUUGGAUAUAGGAUUCGUCAAAUCGUUUACGGUUCUCCUCUUGGUCUGGCUUGCAAAGAUCGCGUAUAAUAGAAACGAGCUUGGCGCAGGAGUUUCUCGUAGGCACAAUAAACAAAACUUUAGGGCGAGUAAAGCCUUGAUCCCGCAGCUCGAGUUCUGAAUCAGUCGCAUCUUUCGCUAGUCGGUAGUUGUUUUUGAUAACGCGGUCGCG
[Torrubiella] hemipterigena is the source of this 3790-nucleotide messenger RNA. The record is from the annotation of a GenBank genome assembly. Lineage: Eukaryota; Fungi; Ascomycota; Sordariomycetes; Hypocreales; Clavicipitaceae.